Molecule: messenger RNA, 432 nt
Organism: Candidozyma auris
Lineage: Eukaryota; Fungi; Ascomycota; Pichiomycetes; Serinales; Metschnikowiaceae
Exons: 1
Coding region: 1-432 (143 amino acids)
Source: RefSeq, a predicted model, not a curated record
AUGCUAUUAGAGACAAUUAUCAGCUUUUUCUACGCCUUGUGGGCGUUUGUAAAGCCUUUCUUAUGGCUCAUCAUCGUUAUCGUCCUUGCAUGUGUUGCUUACCUAAAGCGCCGAGAAUUGGCUGAGAUUGCAGAGAGACUCAGAAAUAGGCGCCGGUGGUAUAAUAGAAUGCAACAGAGCUCUCUGUUUGAACAGGACCUAGAAAACGGACUAUCAAGUGGCAAUUUUGACAUCUCGGGCAACAUCGGCAACGACUCGAGGGAUGGGCUUGAUGAGAAUGCCAAAGCCGAAAUACGGCGUAUCAUGCAAAGAGAGAGUCUUCCCUUUGACGAGGCCCGGCUUCGGUAUUUCAGAGCCGAGCUUUCACGUAAUGGCGUUGCGAGCGACGGUUUACCCACAGAUAAGCGCACCGUGACCUUUGAUAGACUAUGA